Molecule: messenger RNA, 192 nt
Organism: Verticillium nonalfalfae
Lineage: Eukaryota; Fungi; Ascomycota; Sordariomycetes; Glomerellales; Plectosphaerellaceae
Exons: 2
Coding region: 1-192 (63 amino acids)
Source: RefSeq, a predicted model, not a curated record
AUGCUCGGCUCCUCGUCUUCCCUCUGCUUCUAUCACAGGGCCUUGGCAUCACCGGACAUUGGCGGGCCUCACGUCGCGUCUGCCGCGUGGAACCCGAUCGCCGGCUACUGGGCGCACCUUGUCGACUGCACACCGGGGGCCUGGCUGUCAUGCUCCAAGCGCAGGCGCUGGUCGUAUCUGCCGCUCUGCUAA